GUAGUAAAAAUAUAGAAUUAUUCGUAGCUACUAAUUUUUGAUGUUUGAAUUAGGCCUAAUAAUGUGAAAGAAUACACGAAAUUUCAAAAAUUCAUCAUUCGUUUUUCUUUCGAAUUUAGAGAAAUAAUUCUUAAGAUUUAAAAUCGUUAAGUUUUGCACUGAAUUUAUAUAAAUAAUAAGAGUUAUAAAAUUUAGAAAAGUAUUUAAAUUUUAGAAAUUUUAUUAAAAAGCAAUAGAAGGAAUGAAUAGUAAUAAAGAUUUCUUAUCUAUGGAUCUAUUAUGAUUGGAUAUCAUUGCUUUGAAUAGAUGGAACAAAGCAGAAAAUAUUAAAAGGUAAAAUACAUUAUAGAUAAUUUGUAAUGAUUAAAAAAUUAAAGCAAUAUUAAAAACAUUUUAAAAUGGCUGUUAAAACUUCAGAAUGAUAUUUUUUAUCUAGAUUAAACAUUCUGUGAGCAGCUUAAUCCAUAAUUAUAACGGUUCAUUAUUAGAAUAAUUGAAGAGAAUCUUAAAUACAUUGUAGACAAUUUAAAAGAUUAAAAUAAAUUUUUUAUAUUUUACGAAGAAUAAAGAAUUAAAGAAUCAAGUUUAUAUCAAAUUUCCUGGAGUGAGACGGAAUUUGUGCCAAAUAUAUCAUUGAAAAGUCGUCUGCUGUGAUUAGAAAUAUUUCCGCUUUCAUUAAAGAUUUACAUUAGGCAAUAAGCUGAUAAACGAAUUCUAGAGCACAGAUGCGUUUAAUGGCGUGAGGUAAUUGGACUGUAUUGACAGGAAUUUGAACUCAGACAGAUUUCUUCAGGAUAUACUAUGCCUAUUGAAAUAAUAGUGAUGUAUCUGUUAAUAAGUGAAAAGUGAUGGAACUGCCGUGGAACUUUCUCUAACUUGAAACUAAGGGGGUCUCCCUUCGGAAUAUAUAAUUUAUUUCUGUGUGAAUUUCUUCAUUUACGAAGAAGAAAAAUGGAUGGCAGAUUAUCACCUCAACAACGUGGUUCUCGUCAUUCUCUAAACAAAGUGCACACUAGCCCAAGGACUUCUUUAACAAUGUAUGACAGACCUUUGAAUUUAGAGAAUCUGUGGGGCAAAGGAAAAUUGGAAGAGAGAGUUCGAGUGGAAUUCUAUGUCAAUGAGAAUAAUGUCAAAGAGAGGUUGCAGUUAUAUUUCUUCAAAAAUCAAAGUUCAAGUUUAAAAGUGAGAAUUUUCACCCUAGUUAUCAAAUUAAUACUUUGCGUGCUGUACGUCAUACGGGUUGUUUUGGAUCGUGGACCCAACAGUGCUGCUUGUUAUGGGUGUGAACCACAGAACAUAACUAUGUUUCUGACACCUGAUGUUAAUUACGAUACUAGUGGACCAACGUCGUAUUACAUAAAUUGGAAUGCAGUGUUAUGGGUAGACAGACCUCUCGGUCUAUGGAUCGUUCAAAUGGUGCUAUCCACUGUGAGUCUUACAGAAGCCUUACUGCUAGUUUAUUUAGGUUACAAAGGCAACUUAUGGCAUCAUGUUUUAUCUUACAACUUCAUCCUAGAGCUAGUUAAUAACGUACCUUUUAUAGCUACUAUUUUCUGGUCGCCUUUAAGAAACCUCUUCAUUCCUAGCUUCCUAAAUUGCUGGUUGGCCAAAUUCGCCCUCGAGCACAUGUUUCAUGAUCUUCAUCGUGCCAUGCAGAGAUCGCAGUCAGCAUUAUCACAUCGCCUGAUGAUUCUGUCAGCAACACUCCUUUGCCUCAUAUUUACCAGCGUCUGCGGCUUCCAACAUUUCCAGAGGGCGGGAGCGGAGCACGUGGACCUGUUCGAGAGCUUGUACUUUGUUGUCGUCACCUUCUCGACGGUAGGUUACGGUGACUAUAAACCGGACAACUGGCCGUCGCAGCUGUUCAUGGUAGUUAUGAUCUGUGUCGCCUUAAUAGUGCUUCCUACGCAGUUCGAACAACUGGCGUACACGUGGAUGGAAAGACAGAAACUGGGUUUCGCGUACAGUCGGCAUCGAGCGCAGAAUGAGAGGCAUGUCGUAGUGUGCAGCACGACCCUCCGGUCAGACACUGUCAUGGACUUCCUAAACGAGUUCUACGCCCAUCCCCUGUUACAGGAUUAUUAUGUCGUUCUUCUAUCACCCUGUGAGCUGGAUGCGACCAUGAAGAUGAUUCUUCAGGUGCCCAUGUGGGCCCAGAGAGUCAUCUAUAUCCAGGGAUCAGCCCUGAAAGACUUCGAUUUGGCGAGGGCAAGAAUGAACGCUGCCGAAGCUUGUUUUAUACUAGCGGCUAGAAAUUACGCCGACCGGUCUGCUGCUGAUGAGCAUACCAUUCUAAGGUCGUGGGCAGUCAGAGAUUUCGCGCCGAGUGUGCCUCAGUAUGUACAAAUUUUCCGUCCUGAAAAUAAGGUUCACGUCGCAUUCGCUGAACACGUUGUUUGCGAAGACGAGUUUAAAUACGCACUGCUAGCCAACAACUGCCUUUGUCCAGGGACUUCAACUCUUGUUACGCUUCUGCUUCACACUUCCAGAGGACAGGAAGGUCAGAUGUCAGGUGAAGAGUGGCACAGACAAUACGGGAAAUGCUCCGGAAAUGAAAUAUACCAUAUCCGCCUGGGUGAUAGUCGAUUCUUCGGAGAGUACGAGGGGAAGCCAUUUACAUUUGCUUCUUUCCACUCUCACAGGAAGUAUGGUGUGGCUCUAGUAGGCGUGAAGACGGAGAUGGGAGGUACUUGGCCCAUUCUUCUGAACCCUGGUCCCAGUUAUGUGCUGAAAGCCGCAGAUAUCUGUUUCUACAUGAAUAUCACCAAGGAGGAGAACAGCGCUUUUCUGCCUGUCGAACACAAGAGGGAGAGUUUAGUGGGCCUGAAUCCGGAUCCCAAUCCCGAGAUGGCCGCGGCUGAUGAAAAUGAAGCGAAGAAAGCUGAGCUGAAAGGGAAUUCUUACCAAGCGAGGAGGUUCGGAAGUCAUCUGCAAGUUCCUUUAUCUGAAAGUCAUCCCCCAGCUUUCACGAGCUUCAGCGGUCUCAAGCGCAGCGGGAUCAUGCCCGUCGUCAACAGCUUUAACCCGCCAGGGAUCCAUGUGACUACUUCUGUGUGUGAUGGUGCAGAAGAUGCCAUGGAAGCGGAGCAAGAAAAAUAUCUCGACAUUCCCUGGGUUACUCCAGCCGAAAGUUGCGAAAUUCUCCGUGGUUUUCCUCCUGUUUCUCCCUAUGUUGGCGUGAGUCCUACUUUCUGUUAUUUGCUCAAAGUCAAGAAACCACUCUGCUGUCUUCAGUUAUCUCAGGUCUGCGAUCAUUGCACGUUCCGUACAGCAAAGAAUUACAACUGGCCAAAUCGCUGCAUCAUUCUGGCUGCAGACUACGCCAGCAAUGGCAUAUACAAUUUCAUCGUUCCUCUCAGAGCUCAUUUCCACAGUCCCCAAACGCUCAGGCCCAUCGUAUUGCUCCUCGAAAAGAAACCUCAUCCUGCAUUCUUGGAUGCCAUUUCUUGGUUUCCGCUCGUGUACUGGAUGCUUGGAUCCAUAGACGACUUAGAUGACCUGUUGCGUGCGGGCAUCAAUCUGGCUGACAGCGUGGUAGUCGUCAACAAAGAAUCUUCCAAUUCUGCCGAAGAAGAUUACCUGGCAGAUUGUAACACCAUUGUAGCCGUUCAAACAAUGUUCAAAUUGUUUCCGAGUGUCCGUAUCAUCACAGAACUGAGCCAGUCUUGCAACAUGCGUUUCAUGCAAUUUAGAGCGAGGGAUGCCUAUGCCCUACAUCUAUCUAAAAUGGAAAAGGUAAGACUGUGCUGUAUAAUUCUAAAUUUAUGCAACAGAACUCCAGUUACUCGGAAUCCAGUACUUGGAACUUUUGACUAUUUAGACGACAUUUUUUUUUUCACUUUCUAACCAAAUAAAAUUAAGAUUGUUACUAAUUUGCUUAGUCUUUUAAUUUUCUGCCUAUAAUU
Molecule: messenger RNA, 3905 nt
Organism: Stegodyphus dumicola
Lineage: Eukaryota; Metazoa; Arthropoda; Arachnida; Araneae; Eresidae
Product: potassium channel subfamily T member 1-like
Biological process (GO): potassium ion transmembrane transport
Cellular component (GO): plasma membrane
Molecular function (GO): intracellular sodium-activated potassium channel activity; outward rectifier potassium channel activity
Source: RefSeq, a predicted model, not a curated record